AUGCCAACCUGCCUGGGUAGCCAGGAUGCCUGAGGCUUGGCUUGGAGAACCAGCCAGGCAGACGUCAGAGCAGGAGGAGCUGUCCUCCGUGUCUCCACUCAGGUCCACAACAUGGCAGUGGGAGUUGCCAGAGCCAUCCUGCUGGGCCUUUUUGGGCCUGUCCUCUGCCUGACCGAUGUCCAGACUUCUGAGUCCAGUGGGUCCCAGGCCCGGCAGUGCUACAGCUUCCAACACAUCUACUUCGGGCCCUUUGACCUCAGUAAUGUGAACUUCAGCAAUGUCUCCUGUCCGCAGGGAUGCUCUGAGGCUGUCUUGUCCCUGAACACUGGGUACCGCUCCUCAGUGACCUUGGUACAGAAGGGCUGCUGGGGAGGCCCGCUUACGGGCCAGAUGCUGUCGAAUGACAAGUCGCUGCCGCCUGACUACUCGGUGGUGCGCCGCUGUGCCACCGACCUGUGCAACACGAACCUCCAGAGCCACGACUCCCUCCCCAAUCUGAGCCCAGCGCCCAACCCGCCGACGCUCAGCGGCACCGAAUGUUACGCCUGCGUGGGGAUCCACCCAGAGGACUGCACUCCGGAGAAGUCCCGGCGGGUCCAGUGUCACCAGGACCAGAGCGUCUGCUUCCAGGGCAAUGGACGAAUGACCCUUGGCAAUUUCUCAGCCGCUGUGUACGUCCGAACCUGCCAACGGCCCUCCUGCACCAUCAAGGGCACCACCAGCCCCUGGACAGACAUCGACUUGCAGGGCUCCUGCUGUGAGGGGGACCUCUGCAACAGGGACUCCCUGACCCAGCCCUUCACCAGCGCCUCGGACACCGCCGCUCCCCGGGCGCCCCAUGUCACGGGCCUGCUCCUCAUGGUCUCCCUGCUGGGUGGCGCUCUGGGAGGACCCCUUGGGCUCUCCUCAUAG
Molecule: messenger RNA, 912 nt
Organism: Budorcas taxicolor (takin)
Lineage: Eukaryota; Metazoa; Chordata; Mammalia; Artiodactyla; Bovidae
Gene: LYPD5
Product: LY6/PLAUR domain containing 5
Exons: 5
Cellular component (GO): plasma membrane
Source: RefSeq, a predicted model, not a curated record